ACGUUAGACCGGGGGGGGAAUCUGGAGAAAGAGAGAAGAGGCAGGACGAACACUCCCUCCCUCCCUAUCCCACUCAUUAGUGUGCUACAUUUCGCUGACGAUCUCGGGGCAAACAAGCGGCGCAGGACUAGUUUCGCUCAUCAGAAGAGAUUUAUAUAUCAUUCCGGGACAUUUUUUCGUCUCAUUGUUAAUCGUGGAAUUGAUCCUGUCGACUUUAAGAGGACAAUUUGACUGUGAUAUCGGCGCAGAUCAGUUUAGAAGAUGGUUCGAGUCUCCGCAAUAUCGGUCCUUAUUUUGGGCAUCGUAGUUCCAGGGUUGGCCGGCUAUAUUGAGGCGCUUGCAGCCAAUGCGGGCACAGGUUUUGCCGUAGCGGAGCCUCAGGUGGCCAUGUUCUGUGGGAAGCUCAACAUGCACGUAAACAUCCAGACAGGACGCUGGGAACCUGACCCUUCCGGGCUGAAGAGCUGUGUAGGAACCAAAGAGGGCGUGCUGCGCUACUGUCAGGAGAUGUACCCUGAGCUCCAGAUCACUAACGUGGUGGAGGCCAACCAGCCAAUCAGGAUUGAGAACUGGUGCAAGAAGGAGAAGAAGCUGUGUAAAGGCCACGCCCACAUCGUGGUGCCUUACAAAUGUUUAGUGGGGGAGUUUGUGAGUGACGUGCUGCUGGUUCCUGAGAAGUGCAGGUUCUUCCACAAGGAGAGGAUGGACAUGUGUGUCAGCCACCAACAGUGGCACGGGGUGGCCGAGGAGGCCUGUUCCAAGGGGACCAUGGUCCUUCACAGCUAUGGCAUGUUACUGCCCUGUGGCAUUGAUAAGUUCCAUGGUACAGAGUAUGUAUGCUGCCCCUCCCCUGGGGAACCCUCCCUGCCCGCCAUGCCCUCCCAGGAGGAAGAAGAAGAAGAUGAAGAGGAGGAUGAAGAGGUGGAGGAGACGGCACUGGAUCAGGAUGAUCUUGUAGAGAAGGAGAGCGAGGCCCCAGCUGAUGAGCAGCCCACCACUCAGAAAGAGGAGGAGCCAUUGGAUGAGGAAGAUGAAGAUGAGGAAGAGUACCACUAUGUGUAUGAAGAUGAGGAGGCCGACAGAGAGGAAGAGGAGGAGGAGGAGAAGAAAGAGAGGGAUAGUGUUCCAGAGAGCCAGGAUGAAGACAAGACCCUGACAGAGGUCAAAGCGGUGUGUACCCUGGAGGCUGAGACCGGCCCCUGCCGUGCCUCCAUGGCCCGCUGGCACUUCGAUAUGACAACCAGGAAGUGCGUCCGCUUCGUGUAUGGGGGCUGCGCUGGAAACCGCAACAACUUUGACUCUGAGGAAUACUGCAUGGCCGUGUGCAAACGCCUUACAGCAGUGCCCCCCACCCCUCAGCCCACUGACGAUGUUGACGUGUACUUCGAGACGCCCGCUGAUGACAAGGAGCAUACACGCUUCCAGAAGGCCAAGGAGCAGCUGGAGAUCAGGCACCGUAACCGAAUGGAGAGGGUGAGAAAGGAGUGGGAGGAGGCAGAGCGUCAGGCUAAGGAGCUUCCUAAGGCUGAGAGACAGACUCUGAUCCAGCACUUCCAGGCCACGGUAGAGUCUCUGGAAGAGGAGGCAGCCAGUGAAAAGCAGCAGCUGGUUGAGACCCACCUGGCUCGGGUAGAGGCCAUGCUCAACGACCGCCGCCGCCUGGCGCUGGAGAACUACCUAGCCGCCCUGCAGGCUGACCCACCGAGGCCCCACCGUAUCCUGCAGGCUCUGAGGCGGUAUGUGCGCGCGGAGAACAAGGACCGUCAGCACACCAUCCGCCACUACCAACACGUACUGGCUGUCGACCCUGAGAAGGCUGCCCAGAUGAAGUCCCAGGUACACACCCUGACCCCUAACCCUGAACAGGUGAUGACCCACCUACGUGUGAUCGAGGAGAGGAUGAACCAGAGUCUGUCUCUGCUCUACAAGGUUCCCUACGUUGCCGAGGAGAUCCAGGAUGAGAUUGAUGAGUUGCUUCAGGAGCAGAGGGCAGACAUGGACCAGUUCCUGUCGUCUAUCUCAGAGUCUCAGCCGGACGUUACCGUGUCAUCAGAGGAGAGUGUGGAGCUUCCGGUCUCCGAAGGGAAACCCUACCGCCCCUUCCAGGUCACCUCCCUGGGGUCGCGACCUGAACCAGAGGGCGAUCUAUCAGACUCCCCACGUGCCUUCAAGAAAGGUUCAGGGAUGUACGGCCAGGACGGGCUGAUCGGAGCCGAGGAGAGGGUCAUCAACAGCAAGCCCAAGAUCAACAAUAACAUGCAGGUGGUUGAUGAGACUCUGGAUGUAAAGGAAGUGAUAUACAGUGCUGAGAGAGUCAGCGUUAUGCAUGGUGAUGAGCUGGAAUCCUACCGUCCUCUGGGUGAGGACUUCAGCUUCGGGAGCUCUGCUCUGAUUGGUCUGCUGGUGAUAGCGGUGGCCAUAGCAAUGGUGAUAGUGAUCAGCCUGGUUAUUCUGAGGAAGAGGCAGUACGGAACCAUCAGCCACGGCAUUGUGGAGGUUGACCCCAUGCUGACCCCAGAGGAACGCCACCUCAGCAAGAUGCAGAACCACGGCUACGAGAACCCCACCUACAAAUACCUGGAACAGAUGCAGAUCUAGGAUUCGCUGUGGCACCGAGCAGAGAGGAGGGGCCAACAUACUACUGACCAAUAACAAAAAAAAUACUCUCCUCAGAAAUCAUUUUGCGUAAAAUUACAUCAGAUCACAAUAGUUAUACGGAUUUGUUUCAGACCGAUCCUUGAAGAAUAAUGCUAAAACUACUGCUACUAUUGUACUUUCCAGCUCCCUUUCAAUCUUGGGGUUUCUUUUAAAAGGGUGAUGUACGUCAUCUCUACGUUUUAUAUAAUAUGUGAUUUAAUAAUUAAUUAUUACGAUUACUCUCUGAAGAUUGAAGAUGUGUUGUUUUUUUUAAAAUUUGAUUUGUUGUUGUUGUUGUUGUUGUUUUUUAAAAACAUGCAACAAGGUAAGAAACCAAGCAACGCCAUUGUUGACUAUAAAUGUAUCUCAUCAUCAGACAACGAGGAGGACAUUUUGUUCCCCAUCGUACCAGUGUCCCAAAACCUUCUGACGGUCUUCUCAUAAUAACAAAGUUGUUGUUGGUUUCUUUUUCAAUAGAUUGCUUGUAAAUGAAGGUUCUUUGUACCUAUUAAAUGAUGUAUAGUGAAACUACAAAUGAGGAAAAAGAAUGAAAACAAAAUCAUGAAUUCAGUUACUUUCUAUUCUUUGUUAUGAUUACAAACAAAAUAUAUAUAUAUAAAGUAGCUGUUUUUAUUCCACCAGGGAAGAGAGGUUGAAACUGGGAUGGUGGCUGAGCUAGGUUGGGAUGUUGUGGUGCAGACAGACAGGAGCGCGUGCAGACAGACAGGAGAGCGUGCAGACAGACAGGAGAGCGUGCAGACAGACAGGAGAGCGUGCAGACAGACAGGAGAGCGUGCAGACAGACAGACACAGGAGAGUAGACAGACAGGAGAGUGCACAGACCCCCAGCUGAUCUCACAGCUCAGACCAGACUUACCCUUAUUACACCCUGACCCAUCUAAAUGAACUGACUCGUACCCUUAUUACACCCUGACCCAUCUAAAUGAACAUACUCGUUCCCUUAUUACACCCUGACCCAUCUAAAUGAACUGACUCGUACCCUUAUUACACCCUGACCCAUCUAAAUGAACAUACUCGUUCCCUUAUUACACCCUGACCCAUCUAAAUGAACUGACUCGUUCCCUUAUUACACCCUGACCCAUCUAAAUGAACUGACUCGUACCCUUAUUACACCCUGACCCAUCUAAAUGAACUGACUCGUUCCCUUAUUACACCCUGACCCAUCUAAAUGAACAUACUCGUUCCCUUAUUACACCCUGACCCAUCUAAAUGAACUGACUCGUACCCUUAUUACACCCUGACCCAUCUAAAUGAACUGACUCGUACCCUUAUUACACCCUGACCCAUCUAAAUGAACUGACUCGUUCCCUUAUUACACCCUGACCCAUCUAAAUGAACAUACUCGUUCCCUUAUUACACCCUGACCCAUCUAAAUGAACUGACUCGUACCCUUAUUACACCCUGACCCAUCUAAAUGAACUGACUCGUUCCCUUAUUACACCCUGACCCAUCUAAAUGAACAUACUCGUUCCCUUAUUACACCCUGACUCAUCUAAAUGAACUGACUCGUACCCUUAUUACACCCUGACCCGUCUAAAUGAACUGACUCGUACCCUUAUUACACCCUGACCCAUCUAAAUGAAAGUGAUGAUACGCCCUGUUCAUAUCCACACAUUCAUAUGUGAAUGUACUGUGGAAGAGUGACCACGUUUUGUCUCCUGAUAUGUUCUCUGAUGGUCCUGAUGGGUUGUAGGGAUUCAGAGUCCACGUUUUGUCUCCUGAUAUGUCCUCUGAUGGGUUGUAGGGAUUCAGAGUCCACGUUUUGUCUCCUGAUAUGUUCUCUGAUGGUCCUGAUGGGUUGUAGGGAUUCAGAGUCCAUGUUUUGUCUCCUGAUAUGUUCUCUCAUGGUCCUGAUGGGUUGUAGGGAUUCAGAGUCCAUGUUUUGUCUCCUGAUAUGUUCUCUGAUGGUCCUGAUGGGUUGUAGGGAUUCAGAGUCCAUGUUUUGUCUUCUGAUAUGUUCUCUGAUGGUCCUGAUGGGUUGUAGGGAUUCAGAGUCCAUGUUUUGUCUCCUGAUAUGUUCUCUGAUGGUCCUGAUGGGUUGUAGGGAUUCAGAGUCCAUGUUUUGCACAAGCGAUGCAAUGCUUUUAAAAAUCAAGUAGAAAUGAAUCUGAGAACCAUUUUAUGGAUGUAUUCAUUCACCUGAACAACAGCUGACCCUAAAGCACAGAACAGUUUGAAUAGUCUUUCUCAAAUCAACCCCAAACACGCUCGCUGGGGGGCUUGUGACCGACCGACAGACAGACCGAUGUGGAUGGAAAGAGACAGAUAGACAGACCGAUGUGGAUGGAAAGAGA
This is a messenger RNA of Oncorhynchus mykiss (rainbow trout), 4952 nucleotides long. It is a transcript of the gene aplp2, whose product is annotated as amyloid beta precursor like protein 2. NCBI's taxonomy places the organism in Eukaryota, Metazoa, Chordata, Actinopteri, Salmoniformes, Salmonidae. The record is from RefSeq and is a predicted model, not a curated record. Gene Ontology annotation, cellular component: membrane. Gene Ontology annotation, biological process: central nervous system development; axonogenesis. Gene Ontology annotation, molecular function: heparin binding; serine-type endopeptidase inhibitor activity; transition metal ion binding.